Messenger RNA from Aspergillus lentulus, 762 nucleotides. RefSeq lists its product as uncharacterized. NCBI's taxonomy places the organism in Eukaryota, Fungi, Ascomycota, Eurotiomycetes, Eurotiales, Aspergillaceae. The record is from RefSeq and is a predicted model, not a curated record.
AUGGCCCCGUCUUUCCUGAGAAAAUUGAGUCUUCGCCGCCGUCGCGAUGACAACAACAUCGAGUCUUCUCCGCAUUCGGAAGUCCCAAAAAUGCGGGGAGCAAUCCAAGCACUUCCAUUGUUGUCCACACAAAACAACAAUCCCGAAAACAACCGGCAUGCAGACGCUUAUAAGGCAGAGAAGUACGAUGCACUCUGCAGACUUCAUGCUCAGCCUGCCAACGCAUCCAAGUCCGACCCCGACCAAUCCCCACAAGACACUCAAGCCCUUAUAGAACCCGGCGUUGACCCCUCAGACCAAGAACCAGCCUUCACCUGGCAGGACGUUGAGCCACGGACGGAUUUCAACCCACCAUCAAUCUUAGAAUACUUCAAUUACGAAUUGUCACCUACCGAAAAGGAUAAUCUGCUCUAUAUGGAGACCCAACGGCAGUCCUCCGCGCGGAGCGCAGGAACAAUACCGCAGCUCUCUACUGUGCCCGAAGCACGAGAGCUACGAUCCGCGCUGGAGCGCGCAGUUCAGGCGAGAAUGCUCGGGAUUUCAACUACUUUACCCCCAUACAACGAAGUGAGCGGUGCCGUGAUCGUCAACCAGGAAGGCCUCCCGCACUUUCUCUCGCCGCAGGAGGAGGAGGAACGACAGGUCUCGUUGAGGCGCGCAGUCGAGGAGAGGAUGUUGGGCCUUCCGCGUCGAACGAGCUUUACCUGGGCGCAAUCGCAUGGCCCUUCGUUACCGUCUUAUUCGCCUGCGAGGUACAAGUGA